Messenger RNA from Danaus plexippus (monarch butterfly), 2540 nucleotides. Its product is annotated as syntenin-1-like. Bases 323 to 1207 code for a protein of 294 amino acids. Gene Ontology annotation, cellular component: plasma membrane; cytoplasm. Gene Ontology annotation, molecular function: protein binding. NCBI's taxonomy places the organism in Eukaryota, Metazoa, Arthropoda, Insecta, Lepidoptera, Nymphalidae. The transcript is spliced from 4 exons. The record is from RefSeq and is a predicted model, not a curated record.
GUGCUGGGAAAUAACAGAUUAAUGAAAAAAAAUAUUAAAAUACUGUAGUAUCGUAAGCGCUAGUCUGUACACUCUCUACUUUGAAGUAUCAUUUUACAUUUUGAAAGUUAAAGUUUUUGUUUGUGUCUCAUACGAACUGUUAGAAUUUUUCUUCGGAAACAUAACAUUGUAUUGUCUGUAUCCGUCAGCCAUUUGUUUUAAUUUGUUAUUGCUUUGUGGUACUUUCGAAGCCACACCUUGAGGUUACUAGAAAAAUAUAAUUCUGUCGCAAUAAUUUCAACUUUAUUUCUUACUGUUUUAAUUGUGAAUUAACAAUAUAAAAAUGUCGCUCUACCCAUCGCUGGAAGAUAUGAAGGUAGACAAAAUGGUUAGAGCUCAAAUGGCUCAAAAUCAGGCUCCAUCAGGCUAUCCUCCUGCUUAUCAUCAACCAGGAUAUCCUCAGAUCACUGCCCCUACUCCUAGUGUCCCAACAGCGAUGUAUCCGGCUUUGGGCGAAUAUAUGGGACUGGAGCUAUCUCAUGAUGUUAUUGCCCUAAAUAUGCCCGAAUAUCAAGUACAAACUCUUCAAGCUGGAGGAGCAGGAAGUAAUUUGAUUGCUCCACUUUCGUCUCAGUCACCUAGUCUGGCAAAGGCUAUAGUGACUCAUGGGAUAAGACAAGUCAUUAUGUGUAAAGACAGAGAUGGCAAGUGCGGUUUAAGACUUCACUCUGUUAACAAUGGUGUAUUUGUUUGCUAUGUGGCUGCUGGGAGCCCAGCAGCACUCGCUGGUUUACGAUUCGGUGACCAAAUCUUGGAAAUUAAUAAUGUAGCUCUAGCUGGUAUGUCUAUGGAUCAAUGUCAUGCUAUAUUAAAGAAGGCCCCCACUAAUGGCAUUACAAUGGCUGUCCGUGACAGGCCAUUCGAGAGAACAGUAACACUUCACAAAGAUUCCCUCGGUCAUGUUGGUUUUCAAUUCAAGGAUGGUAAUAUUGUGGGGCUAGUGAAAGAUUCAUCGGCGGCACGCAAUGGCCUGUUGACAGAUCAUCAGUUAUUGGAAAUAAACACUAUAAAUGUGGUCGGCAUGAAAGAUAAGGAGAUAUCAAGGGUUAUUGAAGCGAGCCCAUCUGUUGUUAACAUAACUAUAAUUCCGCAGUAUAUUUACAAGCAUAUGAUAAGCAAAAUGUCGAGUUCAUUGUUUAAGGAGAUUGAUCGCACACCUGCAGUAUAAUAUCCAUUAAGGGCAUAUUUAUUGAAAAAAAAAAAUCUAUACCUUUAUGCAGCAAAAACACACAUUUUACUGUCACAUAACUUUAGAUCUAUAUUAGAAAGCAAAAUUAGUCAGUAGGGCUGUGAACUUUUUGAUUUGCUAACAUUUUAAACAAUAUAUAAUCUUAGUUAUUAAGUGAGGAAAUUAUUAUAAUUUAAGUCAUAGUAUUUGAUAGAUUUAUAUGUAUUUUACAUUUAAUUUGUGCCUUCGCAGUCACAUUUAUUUCAAUGUGAAAUUUCACUGGCUUUUGCACCUGUCCACUGUUGCUCAUGUGGAUUGUAAUUUAAUAUCUUUAUCAUGAUAUCUAAGAUUUUCUUAAGGACACAUUUUAACGUAACUAUAUAUUUGUGUUAUAUUUUUUUUCAUGUUUAGUGUUAUACAUUAUAUAAAAAAGUAUAUAAUUUAUUUAGUUUUCAUUAAAUAUAUGUAUACCUAAUGCUGAAAUAUCUGAAUAUAGAUUAAAAAUUAUUAUAUGAUAUAAAAUACCAAAAUCUUUUAAAACACUAGUAAAAAAUAUAUGAAUUGUUUUAUUACGUUAUAUCAAGUAUUGUCUUAACUCCACAUUCCUACUUUUCAGUUAUAAAGUAUAUCAACAAUGCACCUUUGAGUUUCGAGUGGGAGGUUUAGUUAGAGACGCAUACAUAUAUACACAAACGCAGGCACACACUCAUACAGACAAGAAUAUAUACACAUAUAUAACGAGAUAGUUUUUUACAUAUACAUAAAGAUAUAAUAGUUAUGUUCUCCAUUCAAAAGAAAAGGCGUUUUUUAAUACCUUUUCCAAUAAUUGUAGAUUAUAUUGAAUGAGUCCAUUAAUGUAUCGGGUACUGAAAAUAUAUUAUUCCAUACGUAAUUAUAAUUUUAUGAAAUAAUAUGCAAUUAUUUUAACUUGAUGUAUAUGGCCAUAUUUAUACAAUGAUUUUGUUAAGUAUUGUGUUAUUUUUUCUUUUUAAUUAAGAUAUUUUAACUACACAUUUUUUUCUUGUAUAUUAUAUCCGUUCCAUUUUUAAACAUGUCGCUGUGGGUUUUUUUUGUGUUUCAUAUUUUUUUUGGUAUAUAAAUUAUUUUACCGAAUUUAGAAUGUAUUUGCUCAUGUUGGUCAAUGUUUCAGUCGUAUUAUAUGUUUGUAAAUCAAAUGACGCCAUUUCAAAUGAGAAUUAUAAAUAAAGACUUGAUAUUUUACAAUAUUUUGACAUAGAUUUACUAUAUAAUUGUUAGUUUUAUAUUGAAAACUUAGUUUUGAAGAAAUGUAUUAAGUUGUACCCAUAGAAAUAAAUCUUUUAUUACGAUCGUA